AUGGGUCCAUCCAAGGCAGACUCGCAGCCACCGGCUCCUUUGGGACCCGUAUUCGCAUCCGUGCGACGUCCAGCGCCCAUGCACGCUCUGCUUGAGAGCCGGUGCAACCUGCUCUGCAGCCAUAAGACCAACCGUGUGGAAGACUCAUCAACCAGGUCAAAGUCCAAAGUCAAGCAUCAGCACACAGGACAGGCGAGAGGUAUCCGAGGAACCAUCGCCAUCGCCGUCUUCGCCUCAAGCGACAGGCUCAUCACCUUGGGUUUCAAGUUCCGCGGCCGUGCAGUUCAUGGAAGAGGCGGGCCAGAGACUUCGGCCUUUUCCGCCAGCCACUGGACAAAAGAACACAAUACACCCGCUGACACUGGUGGCACUGUGCAAGCAUCUGAUGAUGUAUUCCCUGAUUUACCGGCUGAACAGAUGCAGAAGGAUCGUCACAACCCUAGUCAGAGCACUACAGGACAGCAGGUCAAAAGAGCCAGGCCUAGUCCUGCAGAGGCUGAACUCGUGGCCUUGCUGCCUUCACUCGCUCCCGCCGCUCUAUUGGUGGACAACUAUUUUGACAGAGUGCACUGGUUUAUGCUAGUCUUCCAUCAGAGUGAUUUCAGAGAGCUAUUCCGAUGUCUGUAUAGGGAACUCGACGAGCACCGUCGGCCGCAGCCCACCAGUGUUGGCCUAGGCUCUGUGGCUGUCUUUACGGCCGUCUGCGUCGUCAGUCUGCGGUAUAUCAACGGCCGGCAGAGGGCUAGGCUCAUUGAGUGCGGCAUCCAGCCAGACGUCCUGCAGCAACAGCUGCUGACGACGCUUCGGCUACGGCUCCUCGAGAUCGUUUCGCGAGGGUGCAUUGAGGCGGUGCAGGUUUGUGUCCUGCUGGGAAGCUUCCAUCUGUACCACGGCGAGCCGGAGCUGGCUUGGCCGAUCUGCGGGUGUGGUUUGCGCAUCGCACAGGCGCUGAACUUGCACAGGCGGCGGCCCCAGGUUGGUGGCACUGGCCCGCCCGACCUUGAUGACCCGGGGCAGCGCGCCGAGGAGACGCGCAAGAGGUGCUGGUGGGCCGUAUACGAGAUUGAGACGACCUGUUCAAUGCUCUACGGCUUUCCGCUGAGUAUCAAUGACGAUGACUGUGAUGUCCAGCUUCUCAAUCCCUAUCCGCUGAGGUCGGGUGAUGCUUCGUGGGAUUCUGCUGUAAGGCAAGAAACAGGACAAGCAACGCUCCUCUCGUACAAACACGCCAUGGCCCAGCUGGCCAUCAUCGUUAAGGCGGUGUUGACGGAUCUGUAUGGGCUGCGGCGGCGCCGUGUACCUACAAGCAGCAACUCUGGCGCGGCCGACAGGCAACGUUUGCAAGGUUUGAUGACAAGUGUGACCAGUCUUGACAGGAGGCUCCGCGAGUGGCAUGCGAGACUCCCGUUGCAGCUGCGCCCGUCCAUCCUCACUGAUGCUAAAGAAGCGUGCCUCGAGCCAUUUCCGAAUCUUAAUGGCUCCGAUAAGUUGUCUGAAAGGGCGCAUCAACAUCAUCUCUUUCAGCUUCAAGCGCUCGCUCUCAAGGUAGCCUUCGAAAAUGCCAAAAUCUUGAUCCACAGACGACUCCUCUCGUAUCGAAUGGUGGUCUCGCCAACAAAAAAUAACAACACCGCCACAUCGACCAUCUCAGCAACCGCGGAUACGUGGCAGUCCUCGAUACAGGUCUGCCGCGAGGCCGCUCUGGAGAUAUCCAACAUCGGCUCCUUGCCUGUCUUCCAGGGCGUCGCCGACACCUACGCCGUCUCCUUCGUGUCCCUGCACCUGCUUACAGCCGCGAUUGUGCUGUCGAUCCUAACAACGCUGACGCCCCUCACACAGGAGUCGCAUGAUUGUAAAAUGGGUAUUCGGCGGCUGAUGGAAAUGCAGUCACGCUUGAAGGCCAGGUCUAUUGUUGCUGAGCAGGGGCUGGGCAUCCUCAAGAAGCUCAUGUCUCUGGUGCUGACAAAGGAGAUGAAGGAGAUGCUUGAGUUCCCCCGCUCUGGUGACGGGGCUGUUCCAGCGGUAGUAGCGGUCGAGAGAGGCGGUGAUGAUCACAUCGAUGGAGUGCCUCGGGAUGAUCCGAAGGAGCAGGCAUCCGGUGUCGAGCGCCAAGCUGGGACGCAAGACGAGUCCUACCAGACGCGGUCGCACUCCCAGGGCCAACCUCACAAUUCGGUUCCUUCGGAUGCUGCCGCCAUGGCCAUGCCAGUAGCUGAUUCCGGCGACAUUGUGACUCCGGGCUUCAACUUCUACGAGGAUCCGACUAUAACCCAAGCGCUCUUGGACUUUGAGCAAGUCGGAAAUGGUAUCAAAACCAUACGAAGAGCGAUGAGCUACAACCGCCAUCAGGCUCCAGUGGACUUGGAAUCCGUCGCAGCAGACCUUGAGAUAUUGCAGAAGGUGCUUAACGACAUGAAAGACUCUCAGUACAACCUUCUAGUAGCCCUCGCAAUCGAAAGCUGUCAACGGAUGUUCACCGAGAUUGAAACCGAACUAGACAAACUAGCGCAAGCUUUCGGACACAACAAGUCUCGAACGAGUCGAAUAAAAUCUUUGACGACGCAGCUGACUCUCAAGGCUGAAGAUAAUGUCAAGGAUAUAAGAAGGAAAGUGCAAGAGAUCAUGGAAAAAUUGUUCUUACUCGUGACGCUUCAGUUGCGCAUCCGCCUUGCCCUGACAACCGACCGACCGUUCGCAGAAGGAGACUUGAUGCGGUUCUGGUGGCUGGAAUUCACCCCUUCUAUGGGCCUCCGGCAUAAAUGCAGCACUUGCUGCAGUACGAGAUGCGAAUGGAGCGCAAAGCUGCGGCUGGCUCUUACAUGGAUCAACAUUCCCCACGCCGUGACCGUAGGCUUUGCUUUCAUCCGCGACAACGGCCAAUAUGAUCUCAAACCGGCACUGGCCAUUCAACAUGUUGUCAAAAACGUUUCACCGGGGUUUGAGGCGCUCUUCCUGUGUAGGCACUGCUUUAUCAGUGUAGAAGAAACCAAGCAGAGGCUCCGAGAUGUGUACCGGUCCAAUCCUGUGCACUUCAAGCGUCACGUUAAUCCGGCAGGAAAAAGCUACCUUCGACAUCUCAUCAGUUCCCCAUGGCAAGUCCAAAAGAACCAGUUUGAAUUGCUGGAUUUCUUCCUUUCGGAGCUCGGUAUGGACUUUGCUGCUGAAGAUCCUAAACUUCUGAACGACUGCUCGAACUGGAUUGGCGAAGGUUGGCACCUGGAUCUGCUCGAAACUAUCCUCAACCACGGCUUUGCACCCGUUUCUAUCGAUCCUCCAGCCACGAAUCAAUGGCCAGAGCCAUCCAGUCCCAAUUGGAGAUGGGAGUCGAUCACUCCUGAUCCUUUCUUCAUCGAUUACUUUGCCUUGAUUGUGCGUCAUGAGCCAGGAUUUGCCGGAGUUACCGAGAUGCAAGCAAUCAUCUUGGACGAAUCAGCUUAUCCAAGUCCAGAACAAAGGCUUCACAAUCAAAGAGAGCCUCUUUUCACGGUAAACUUUCUGGGGCAAUCCUCGUUGCAUCUAGCGGUUGGCAACAUACAGAACGUAACAAUGCUGCUGGACCUGGGCCACGAUUUGGACUCGACCGAUAGGUGGGGGAUAACACCCUUGAUGUAUGCCGCAGGUAUGGGCUUUGAGGAAGUCGCCGUCCAUCUCCUUCUGAAGAGAGCAAAUCCUGGCCUACGAGACCACCGUUUCAACCGCACCUUUUUGGAUUAUGCCAUCAUUCGCGGCCAUUGGAACUUGAUUCAUAAGACGCUCUCGGCUUUACAAGACAUUUACCCACACAAAGUCUAUCAAGUGUUUGUAAAACUUGUGGUAUUCCGAGCAAUGACAUCAGGCCUCUUUGAUGUUACGGAGGACACAAGACGGCAGCAUGUGUCAAAGAUUAUUCGGCUCUGCGACGAUGUCAAUUUCUGUUUCAACGACUCUUCUCAAUCUGUGACCGACAACAACCUGAUGCACUACGCCGAGACAGUCGAGGAGGCAGAAGCUCUCGUGUGUCGUGGUUUUAACGGGUUCAACCAGCCCAACAGCGACGGGAGGCUCGCGAUGCAUUCUAAGAUGCACAACAAAGCGUUGCUCAAUUUUUUCGUUGAUCAUGGAACUGAUAUCAACCACGUGGACGCAACGGGUAGGACACUGCUCUUGGUUUUGUUAUCAAGUCUCCAAGACUGCGGUACAAGAGAGUCGGUUACACUUCAACAGAUACGAUGCUGUCUCGAGCGAGGUGCAGAUCAUCGCUAUUCUGACGAUUGUAAAUGCUCAUGCAGCCCUCAAGGUUGCUCAUCAUCCGCUGUAUUUGGAAUCGACUUCGAGCGAGAAUGGUCCCUGUAUGCGCACAAUCCAAACGCGAAUUUGUUGUGUGCCUUUGAGUGGCAAUCGAUCCUACGAGAAGUCCAUGGGGAGGACGCAGUGAAGGGAUUCCUGUUGUCCUUCAUUCGCAGGAUUAAGUUCGACGAGCUGGGUAUGACUCAUGUCUGUUGCCACCGGGGCUUGGGAUUUCCCUCGGAAUCCAGGUUCGAGACAUACCCGAAAGCUAUGGGCGAAGAGGAUAUAGUCGACAUCCUCGAGGAAGAGAGCGAUUUUAUUAAUAUACUUGAUCAGGGAAUGCGCGAUUUGGCUUUGAAGCCGGUGAAAGACCUGCAAAAACAGCUUCUGGAGAUUUUCAAAGAUAGAAAUGACGAGCACCUCAAGCAAAUCGCGAAAGAGAGGACGGAAGAUUCAAAGAGAACCGGCGAGGCACUGGAGGAGUUUCUUUCUUGGAAAGCAGAUCAUAAGAAAGAUGAGCUCGUGCAAGAGAUUCGGCUUCCCUCAAGAUGUUGGCUGCUGGAGUCCUGCAUGCCCCGAUCAUUGUCAGCGUAUGAUCUGUACCUUGACAUAGCAUACUCCAACGCAAAUGAUUCUGCCAUAGAAAUAUCCAGGCAGAAUUCACGGUAUUCAAGGCGCAUACAUUUGAUCAAGGAGAUCAUAGAAGUUUUCAGAUUGUCCACUGCUGACACAACUGCAUUAAUACAUGGCGAGAUCACUCUGGCCGGACUGGGUCUGAACAAGCACACCGAAAAGCAAAUCAAGGAUCGGUUCAAUGCGUUUCUUUAA
This is a messenger RNA of Diaporthe amygdali, 5094 nucleotides long. RefSeq lists its product as uncharacterized. NCBI's taxonomy places the organism in Eukaryota, Fungi, Ascomycota, Sordariomycetes, Diaporthales, Diaporthaceae. Gene Ontology annotation, molecular function: DNA binding; zinc ion binding; protein binding. The transcript is spliced from 10 exons. The record is from RefSeq and is a predicted model, not a curated record. Bases 1 to 5094 code for a protein of 1697 amino acids. Gene Ontology annotation, biological process: DNA-templated transcription.